AUGGCUUCGGCAGCUUCUCGGGGCCUCGGGGAGCCCCCAGACCGCCUGUGGGUGCGGAGGCCUGGCAUCUACGAGGACGAGGUUGGGAGGACCUGGGUGACAGUGGUCGUGCGCCUCGGUCCUUCCCUCCGCGCUCUGGGCAGGGGUUCCCCAGGCAGCACACACGAGCCCCGCGUCACAGUCCACAUGUGGCAGAUAGCAGUGCACCCACAGGAGCCCAUGUCCCCCAGCCAGCUGCCCCUGUCCCAGCUGCCCCUGAUGUGGCAGCUCUACCCUGGGAGAAGGUACCGAGCCACAGACUCCAGGCUCUGGGAAAUAGUGGACCACGGCCAGGUCUACACCACGGAGCAGCUGAUCCUGUCGCAGCAGCCCGUGGGGAAUGAUUGA
Choloepus didactylus (southern two-toed sloth) is the source of this 387-nucleotide messenger RNA. It is a transcript of the gene TCL1B, whose product is annotated as TCL1 family AKT coactivator B. NCBI's taxonomy places the organism in Eukaryota, Metazoa, Chordata, Mammalia, Pilosa, Megalonychidae. Gene Ontology annotation, biological process: positive regulation of peptidyl-serine phosphorylation. Gene Ontology annotation, molecular function: protein serine/threonine kinase activator activity. The record is from RefSeq and is a predicted model, not a curated record. Bases 1 to 387 code for a protein of 128 amino acids. The transcript is spliced from 3 exons.